ACUGGCCCCACUCAACUCAUCACAUAAAGCCACUAUAUAUUAUAGUUCUAUUUUCCAAAGUAACAUGCAGACAUAUCAUGCUAAAGAGGUGUAGACUGAUUAGAGGUAUGCCAAAGCUACAGUUGCACCAGCUGCAGGGUCCUGGACCGGGACCUCGCUGACCUCACCUCACUGGCCUAUGAGCGAUGGAGGAGCCCGUCGGCACCACAGGUGGAGCGGAGGACAGGGGUCUCGCUGGACUGGACCCCACAGAUUCCACUUUCAACGGUCCUCCUGUCUGUUGACUUCAAAGCCUGGCCCGGGAUGGCACGUUAGAGUCGGGACAUCACCUCACAGCCUGAACUGGAAAAGAUCCAUCCGGACCCAGAGAACGUCUCCUUUUUAGGAAUAUGCACUUAUAGACUCUGAUUUUUACGGAAUCUGAAAAAAAUGCCAGCCACAGGAGACAUGCUGGUGGUUGUCGGCCUUUUUGUCAUCUUAGGAUGCGCACGCGCGCAAACGUUACCAAAUUUUGAUCUCCUGGAGGAGUUUCGGGUAUCCGAGUCGAGAGGAGUGAAACGUGUUGAUGGUUCGGAACCGGAGGCGGUGGCUUACCGUGUCAACCCUGCCAUCCACCUGCAGAAGACCAUGAGAGACGUCUACCCUGAUGGCCUUCCCUCCGACUAUUCCGUCAUCGCAACUUUCAAGUUGACCAAGACGCGAUCAGAACUCUGGAACCUGUGGCAAGUCAGUGACCCGGACGGUCGGGAGCAAGUGGGCCUACGUUUCCAGGGGGAUACGUCCUCGCUGGGACUUCUUCUAUAUCAGUCCCCGCGGAGCCAGAUGCUGAGAACCUUCCGCGGCGUGGGGAAGCUGUUUGAUGGCGAGUGGCACAAGUUGGCGCUGAGCGUGAAGGGCAGCCAGGUGAAGCUGCUCAUAGAUUGCGAGGAGGUCAGCGUGGAGUCCAUCGAUGAGCCCAUGCCGGUCAUUCGUAGUGGGUACACCUCCAUCGUCAAGCGAGCUGCACGGGAUCGCUCGGUCUCAGUGGACCUCCAGCAGAUGGAUGUGUCAUGUGACCCAGAGAAGGCCUACUCCGAAGGCUGUUGCGAACUGUCCAACGUGUGUGGAGGUUACGCGGAGAUUGGCCUGACAGCCGGUAGAGCGUCUUGCAAAUGCAUGCACGGACAGCCAGGUAUCCAAGGACGUCCAGGGCCAAUGGGUCACAUAGGCCUUCCCGGAGAGCUUGGGGAUCGAGGAAGACAAGGAAACUGGGGCAUCAGGGGAAACACGGGAGACUACGGCAACGUUGGGGAGCCGGGCCAUAAGGGUGAAAUAGGAAGCAAAGGAGAGAAAGGAAUGAGAGGACUUUGGGGCCGUGUGGGAGAGCGAGGUCCUAAGGGACUGAAAGGAUUAAAAGGUGCUGCAGGCUUCAAGGGUGUUCGCGGAGGCUCAGGAGACAUCGGAAAUACCGGGAGGCAGGGAGAAGUUGGCAGUAAAGGUGAACGAGGAUAUGAAGGAAUCGCUGGCUAUGAAGGAGUUAAGGGUGAGAAAGGGAGCACUGGUCCAGAAGGGAAUCCUGGCCCGCGAGGAACGUCGGGCAUUGUGGGAGAUCCAGGAGAGAGAGGGGCUGCUGGACAGAAGGGGAAGCCCGGUGUCACAGGACCUCAGGGUAGAAGUGGCACCAUAGGACCAAAGGGCAUUGUUGGAGAUCCUGGGAUACCUGGUAGAGAUGGAGACCCAGGAAUAGAGGCUUAUCAAGGCCCACAAGGCAACAGUGGAAAACUGGGACUAGGUGGCACAAAGGGCGAGAAAGGUACCUUCGGGACACCGGGAGAAAUGGGACUUCAAGGCCGAACUGGCCCAAGAGGUUACAAAGGCUCUGCGGGGAAACCAGGCAGACCCGGAUUCAUUGGACCACCGGGACCUAAUGGACAUGUGGGAGUGGCUGGAAAACAAGGGAGCAAGGGCGAUACAGGAAUCCCCGGAAUUCAAGGAGUCAAAGGUGCACUGGGAGAAAAAGGUGUGAAAGGCCCCAAAGGAAGGGUUGGAGACAGAGGGGAGCCGGGUCCUCAGGGAGGACGGGGAAAGCGCGGCCCAGCUGGCCCAGACGGACGCUCGGGUCCCGUGGGAGUCAAAGGAGUGCGAGGUGAAGGAGGACCAGAUGGAUUUCAGGGCCCACCAGGACCACCGGGUCCAACACUGCCGGCUCAACACGUGAUCGAGGUUUGCAAGAAAGUGGUCCUGGAGCAGAUGUCCACCUUCGCCAACUCCAUCAAGAGGACGUGCGCCGCGGUGUGUCCUCUCUAUGGAGAUGUUCCCAUGGGAGCUCCCGGUCCGCCCGGACAGAAAGGCCCACCCGGACCUCCUGGUGACACUGGGAGAAACGGCGAAACUGGAGAAGUCGGCCGGCCAGGAUUUUAUGGUGAAGCUGGAGAUCCGGGCCAGCUCGGAGCGCCAGGUGACAGAGGAGAGCAAGGUGAUAAAGGAGCCAAGGGUCACGGCCUACCUGGCUACACCGGGGAGCAGGGAAAAAUGGGUCAGCGUGGACGUCUUGGCCGGGUGUUUAAUGGCCAACCAGGGAAGCCUGGUGAACGAGGACACGCGGGCCUGGCUGGAAUCAGGGGCCACCCGGGUCUCCGAGGGCCCCCCGGUACGUGCCUCACCACUGGGUGCGCGCUGCUCACCGCUACGACUCCAGCACCCCGGCCAGCACCUCAGGCUGCACCUCCUCGAAGGUUGAGGAACCGCCAGUAGUGGGGAAAAAGUGGACAGAGUGAUUAUUGAAAGGACCAAAAGGUGUUGGAUUCGAACUUGUGUUAAUAUGGUUUCAGUCAUAUAAAUGCCAUUUUUAAACAUGUAAAUAUUCCUGCUAACUGAAGCUCAGAUGCUGGACAAAUGAACAGAUUCCCACCCAAGUAACAAAAAUAUGUAGCGGCAAUCUAUGUAUAAAAAUGCAAUCUUUUCUUAUUUAAAUGAUUUCACAAUCAACGUUUUCUUGAAACAUCUGUUCUUUAUAAUAAAAAUCAAAAAAAUUGGA
Messenger RNA from Nerophis ophidion (straightnose pipefish), 3016 nucleotides. Its product is annotated as collagen alpha-1(IX) chain. The record is from RefSeq and is a predicted model, not a curated record. NCBI's taxonomy places the organism in Eukaryota, Metazoa, Chordata, Actinopteri, Syngnathiformes, Syngnathidae.